Molecule: messenger RNA, 1743 nt
Organism: Talaromyces proteolyticus
Lineage: Eukaryota; Fungi; Ascomycota; Eurotiomycetes; Eurotiales; Trichocomaceae
Exons: 2
Coding region: 1-1743 (580 amino acids)
Source: RefSeq, a predicted model, not a curated record
AUGAAUUGGACAGGCGGUCGUCUUCGGCGUCAAUCGCACAAUAAACCUAAUUCCAUUUUACGUAUCCAGAAGCAGCACUUCGCCAAGGCGCGCCUCAAGCAGCGAGAGGCUCAAAUCAAGGCGGCUCGUUCGCGAUGUGAUCUUCAUGCUGAUGACUCGGGAAAAUCACGUUGCAGCCAUACCAGUAAUUGGGACAAAAGACAAGUAGCAAACCAGACAGAAAAGACUUCCCGAUAUCAUCCGCUUUAUGCACCAUUUGAUACCGCACUGGAAAGUAGUAGCACGUCUUACGUAGACAACUUCAAACAGCACCUGCUACAAAAGCAUGACUGGGUUGGGCUCUCUCCUACCCAGCCAGCGCAAGUGAAAUUUGCAUCAAUUGAAGAGAAGGAAAGAAUAGGAAGGAGAAGGAAGCUAUCAGAAGAUGAAGAAGCGAGGAUCACUGUCAUGGCCAAAAGAACAGCUUUCAGGCGCUCACGCUUGGACUCUAUCGAGGAUCAAUUCGGCGCGAGAAUGAACGCAAAUCCUGAAUCCAACAUCAACAUCCAAAUCAAUACAGCCGAGGUACCAUUGCGUGCUUAUGAAAAUCCAAAGUUUUCCAGAGGAUCCAAUUCAUCAGAUUCGAUGCUUCUUGAUGUUGAGGACACUAGAGAUACUUGGCCGUUUUCCAUAUUUGCACAGCAUCAUGUUGAAGCUACCCAGAGAGGAGUAUUUUCAGAAAAUGAACUUCCGCAUACCGCCAAGCGCAAUGAUUUAAAUGGAACCAAGGGAGGGCGAUGCGAGCCAAUGAUGGAUAUGUCCAUGAAAAGCCAAACUCAGCACAGCACUUCGAGCAUGCCAAUUCUGCAUAGGUUCACUUUAGAUGACCAGGUACUUGAUGAGGGUGGAGAACAUUCGGGUUCGGACUUGAAUCACCCUAUAAGAUCAAAAGAUCAAAUUCGGAACUCUUCUUUCCCGCGGUGCAAUUUCUACCAUAAACGCGGCAAUAGUGAGCGAGAUGAUGAAGAAACAAUCUUGAGUUUUCCUACUACUAUGAGGCUGGAUGAUACAUUCCCCAAGGACACGGAAUCUUGUGGAAGCCACCCCACAGAUUCAGAUACAUUGCCCCAGACGCAGAAGAUCGCAAGGCAACUACCGCCAUCUCAACCGCGUCCAAUCAACCAACCUAUCUUUGCUACACCCUUUCGCACUACAAGACAAGAUUAUGAGGGACACGUACAAGAUAGUGAGCCAACUAUUGAUGUCACAUCUUCUACUCAUCAAGUCUCAGAACCACCACAUUUUUUCGGGCAGAGCAUGCCUCUGGUCCAAGGCUUGCAGAAUGCUGAGCCUUCCGGUUUCAUAUCCCCGCAGCCAGAACGACCAUUUGCUCCAAAUAUACAUAUUCGCCACCUAGGCCAAAUAAGUGCCAACAAUAAAACUCGAGAAGAAGAAAAUGUCACAGAGUCACUCAAUAAACCCGGUAAAUUUCGCGUUCCAUCCUACUGGACCCUACCUCGCAAUGACCGACAACUCCUGGAUGCUGACGAGAUGACGACACACUUGAAAAUUCCAACCUCGCCUUUCGUCGCUCCGUUACCUCGAAAAUCUUCUGGCUUUGGUGUUCUAGAGAGGCAUACCUAUGCAUCACAAAGUUCAAAUGCCGAAAGAUAUGCUACUAGUAUAUUUCACAACCCAGGUGCUUAUGAAAGAAGCGAAAUGCCGCCAUACUUCAACAUGCCAUUUCGCCGAUAUGUGCAAUAG